CCCAAAUUUUUAUUUUGGUUGUGUCUUCAAGACAGAAUUGAUGGGUGCUCGGGCCUAGCUACAUGUACACGUGGCGCAUGGCUAUUGGGGUGCGAGAUGGAACGUGGAGUAGUCUAGUAGUAAGCAGGACACGUACGCGAGCACGGAGAACCGUCGACCUCACACAUGGAUGCAUGCACCGCCGUUGCAUGCGUGCAUGCGCCACGUCGGCACGUCCUCGACAGACACGUGUGCAUGCAGGUAGCUAGCUAGAAACCUCUGCAUUCCAUUCCAUGUGGAUCGGAUCGGCCAUGGCGGCUCCGGCCAUCUGCAUGCUACUUAUUUAUACCUGCUCCAUCGACCAUGCAUGGCAGAUGAUAUCAACUCCAUCUCUUGCAGCUUGAUCAGUUGGAGAACCAGAGUAGUAGGACGACGCAUGGCUUCAUCGGCGGCGAGUCAGCAGCAGGCGGCAGGGAGCAUGAUGGCGCGGGUGGACCGGCUGGACCUAGUGGUGGCGUACCUGGAGGAGGGGAUGCGCCACCACAGCGGCAGGUCGUCGACCACCGCGACCAGCACGCUGUCCUCGUCGUCGUCCCCGACCACGCCUCGGUCUUGCCGGCCUCACGGGUGCCGGCCGGCGGAGGAGCUGCUGAGGGAGGCCGAGGCCAAGGGCAGCCUCGUGGACCGCAUCGCGUUCCUGGAGGACCGGGUGCUCCGCAUGGAGGAGGAGCGCGUGGAGUUGCUGUCGUCGAGCAUGACCACGCCGACCUCGUCGGGGAAGAGGAGGACGAUGAGGAUGAUGAUGAACGGCGGCGGCGGCGGCGGCGAGGCUGGGGACGGGAGGAAGGGGAAGAAGGGGCUCAAGAGCCUGGUCAAGUCGUGCGUCCGAGCAGGCGCCAAGAUCAAGACCAAGACCAAGGAAUAGCCAUCAUAUCAAGUUUUCUUUGUCGGAUGAGUCAUCAAGUUUCUAGUACGGUCUAGUCGUGUGCGCGCACACAUUUGUAUAUGUUGGCGUGGCGUGUACGUAGGACGUACACCCUGUACAAUACACGUGCCUGUAA
This is a messenger RNA of Hordeum vulgare subsp. vulgare (domesticated barley), 1040 nucleotides long. RefSeq lists its product as uncharacterized. NCBI's taxonomy places the organism in Eukaryota, Viridiplantae, Streptophyta, Magnoliopsida, Poales, Poaceae. Bases 347 to 904 code for a protein of 185 amino acids. The record is from RefSeq and is a predicted model, not a curated record. The transcript has a single exon.